Messenger RNA from Dothidotthia symphoricarpi CBS 119687, 3118 nucleotides. RefSeq lists its product as uncharacterized. Lineage: Eukaryota; Fungi; Ascomycota; Dothideomycetes; Pleosporales; Dothidotthiaceae. Gene Ontology annotation, biological process: regulation of DNA-templated transcription. Gene Ontology annotation, cellular component: nucleolus. The transcript has 4 exons. Gene Ontology annotation, molecular function: transcription factor binding; rDNA binding. The coding region runs from base 26 to 3046 and encodes 1006 amino acids. The record is from RefSeq and is a predicted model, not a curated record.
GUGACCAGUCAAUCGCGAGAACGAGAUGGGAAGCAAAAACAAAAAGAGAGAGCGCGAGCCCGCUCAAGGCAACAACGUCGAAGAGGCACCUCCAAAACGUCGCCGUCAAAUCGAUGAAGGGCAUCUGAAGCUCUCUAAGCUCUAUGAAGAUCUCGCUGCCGAAUCAGACGACGUGCGAUUCGAAGCUGCCAAACAACUCAUUGUGAAGUUCUCGCCCGAGAAUCAGCCAGCUGCAAAGGAGGUAGAAACAGCGCUCAAUCGUCUAAUCAAGGGUCUUUGCAGUCAACGAAAAGCUGCCAGAGUCGGAUUUUCUCUUACCCUCACGGAAUUAUUACGGCAGAUCUUUGGCCAAAAUGCGGUCAAGAUCGAAGGCCUGGAACUCGACGUAGAUUCCAUUAUCAAGAUGGUGGAGGAAAAGACCAAAGUUGUUGGCAACGUGCCAGGACGAGAAAGACGAGACCAUCUUAUUGGAAAGUUGUUCGGAUACAAAGCCGUAAUGCAAUCUUCAAUAGUCCUAGAGCCCGUGCUGUCCUUGGAAAGUUGGAAUUCGCUCCUAGACAACGUGUACGGAAUGGCACGCGAUGUACCAUGGCUCCGAGAAGAAUGUGGCAUGAUCUUGGUUGAGGCGGUGAAGAGUCUGAAGGCUCAACCGCAGUAUGAGAAGUGCGCACAGGAGAUGGUUGAACGGUUGAGCACAUUCAAGCUCGUCAGUACGCCUGAAGGAGUAGCAGUAUGGCUUACCGUCCAAGCGAGCUACGAGAACGCCCUACUGGAAGGUGUCUGGCACCAGAAAGACCCUCUGGACAAGAAAGAGCGUACCCGCCUAGCCAAGACGUUGAAAGAGAAUUUCCGCGGCGAAUCUGCAAACGGGAAAGACGACGACGUCAAGUCAGGGGCUGCAAACCCAAAUCCGACGUUUGCCUGGGACUUGGUCUUGUCUGAGAUGCUUCGUCGAGAUGAAUUGAUCAGAGCAAAGGGCAAGGAGACACCCAAGAUGGACUUUCCUCAAUUUUGGCUUGAUACUGUGGAUAAUAAUUUGUUCUCUUUAGCUUCAUCUCACGAACGCAAGUCAUGGGGAUUCAAACUCUUGAGUAGCAUGAUUGUUCGUGUCCCAGAAUGGGCCAUUCCAGCGUUAUUCAGUCCAAACCUUAUGCGAACUUUGAUCAACCAAAGCAAGAAGGAGGAUAGAUUUCUUCACAAUGCAGCAGUAGCUGCUCUCAACACCCUUCAGAUGAGGGUACAACAGGAACCCAGCUCUGCUUUGCCGAUCUUCGUCGCCCUCACAACGAAGAAUGGCAGUAUCGAUUCUGACCAGGCCACCAAAACCAAGACCCUUGAGCAUAUCCUUAUAUCGACAGAUGAUGAUACCCUGAAGAAAAUCGUGCGUCACCUCAAUUCUCUGAUCUUACGACCAGAGAGCGAAGACCAAGUUGUUGCAGAUAGUCGUCGUCAGACCAUCGCUGAUUUGCUCUUAAACACCGUCAAACAAUACAAGCGAUACGACGAACUUUCCGAGGAUAGCAUUGAGAAGGACAAUUGGCUGCAUAAGACUCUGGAAGUACUGGUAGAGUAUGCUUACUUCGUCUCAAGCAAGAGUGCCAAGACCAGUAAGGUGCCUCUUCCUGCGGUUAGUGAGCGGAGCAGAAACAUGUUCCAGGAGCGUCUUUCUUCGUGUCUCACCAAAUUGCUCGGUGUCGGCAUUGGCUCGCGAUCAGCUUUCGCUCUCAUGAUUGUGGGUAUGAUUCGAUCAAAGGCUACCUCCUCCAAGUCCUUGGACUUGGCGUUUAAGGCAGACAAGCCUGUCCUGAAGACUAUGGAAAAGGCGUCUCAAACUCUGGACGCGAUUUCUGCCAAGGGUUCGGUCGCUGGAAACAAGAUGGCUGCGGAAGGAUUUAUCCUUCUCUAUUCGCUCACACUGCUUCAAGUUUACAAUGGCGACGGAGAUGCAGUAAUGAUGCUCGACGAUCUGGACACUUCCCGCAAGGCAAUGUCGAAAAAACAAACCGAUUCGGAGGAAGAGAGCCACGAUGUGUUUGUCGAGAUUAUACUUUCGUUCCUCGGCAACCCACGUACAUUGUUCCGCAAAAUUGCAGAGGAGGCCUUCUCCAUCUUCUCAUCCGAGGUCAGCUCAGAGGGACUGCAGUCACUCACUGAUGUUCUCGACACUGAAGAGAAUCUCGAGGGGCAGAAGGAGCUGUUCAACCAAGAUGAUGGAGAGGCCGAGGAAGCGGAGUCCAGCGAUGACUCGGAUGACGCAUCAGACGUGGAGAUGAUUGAUGGCGAGUCGAAAUCUGAUGGCGGUGACUCUGACGCUUCGGACUCGGAUUCCUCCAGCGAAGAAGAUGACGACGAAAGUGAAGACGACGCAGAGCUCACUCAGUUCAACAACCUUUUAUCGAUGACGCUUCAGACGUCGAAGCUUGAUCCUGAAGGCGAGGAUACAUCGGACGAAUCAGAUAUGGAUGAUGAGCAGAUGGAGGCACUGGACCCACAGCUCCGCAAGAUCUUCCAGCAACGUAGUCAGGUGACGAGCAAGAAGAAGGAACGACAAGACGCCAAACAGAACAUUGUCCAGUUCAAGUCAAGGGUUCUUGACCUGCUAGCGAUAUAUUUGGAGAAGCAAUACUCCAACCCGCUCACUCUGGACGUUCUCCUCCCCGUGCUUCGCCGCACACGCGCCAACGCAAACAAACAACUUGCCGACAAAGCUGCCAAAACACUGAAGACGUACUUGGCCAGCCGGAGGAACAAGACUCCUCUCCCAAAGCCCUCAGACAUCGAAGCCGUAUGGGCGACGCUGAAAGCCGUCCACGAGGAAGCGAAGAUGGGUAAUGGCGCCAAGUUGCAUGCGGAUGUGUGCAGCAGUACGAGUUUGCACAUUGUAAAGGUACUUGUUGGACUGGACAAGGCGCAUUACGACGGAGCAGUGGAUGUGUAUGCGCAGACGCAGAAGCAGUGGUUUGCGGAUAAGAAGUCGCCGCUUCAGCCAGGGCUGUUUACGCAAUUUCAGAAUUGGUCAGUUGGGACGAGGCAACAGACAAAGUAGAGGAUGGACGGAAAGAGUUGAGCGGUACAUGUAGAAGUGAAUAUUUUGUAAUAUAACCCAUGCUGGCAGUUU